AUGGCCGUGAGCCCAACAGCAAACAGCCUGAAGAACACAAUGGGAUCCACACCUCUUGACGUUGCCUACGCUGGUUCCCGAAUCCCUAUUUUCCCCAAUUAUUCCGAUGACGAAUACUGGCAUGAAAUGUUAACGAGAAAGAUAACAUUCACCCUCUUGGCAAUCUACAGCAUUAUCUUCGCGUUGGGACUGGUAGGUAAUGGGUUGGUCAUUUUCAUCCUCGGCUUCUACAUGAAGAAGACGGUCAACACGAUCUGGUUUCUCAACCUGACCAUCGCAAACUUCAUCUUCACCUGCUUCCUUCCGCUGAGAAUCGCACACCACGCCCUGAAGCUUCACUGGCCGUUUGGCAAAGCCGUCUGCAAGCUCAACGACUCCAUAGCCUACCUCAACCUCUAUGCCAGUGCUUAUUUCCUCGCGGUCAUCAGUGUAGAACGUUGUGCUUCUGUCAGGAGCUCUGCCUGGGCUCAAAGCCACCGGAGGAAUUGGCUCGCUUGGUUGGUGGCUGGCGGGAUUUGGUUCCUGGCACUGGCGUCCUCUUCGCCGAGAAUCCAAUUCAGACACGCCGAACCGUCCCCCAUCGACGAAGAAGUCAUCAUCUGCUUCCUCAGUUAUGGCAGGAAAGCAAAGAUCAACCAUCACCUUAUCCUGAUAAGCCAGUACGUCUUUGCCUUCAUCGUCCCCAUCAGCGUGACCAUAGUUUGCCACGUGAAGAUCGAUCAGGGGCAGAGGGAUGGGGCGUGGUCGGCCAAGUCCUUUAAGGUCAUCAAAGAAGUAACGGUGAUAUUCUAUCUGUGCUGGCUACCCUAUCACAUUCUCUCUUUCUUUGAGACUCUGUACUUACAGACGUCAGCCGUGCUCACUGCUGGCCUUCCCUUGACAACGGGUUUGGCUUUCGCCAGUAGCUGCGUCAAUCCCAUCGUCUACGUAGUCGUGGGGUACGAUUUCAGUGCGCGGCCAAGACCUUCCUUCCUCUCGGCCUUCGAAAACGUCUUUGGUGAGGAGAGAAGCGACGAUGUGGCCAAGCCUGAGACGGAGACGAGCUCCCAGGACUUGUAA
Molecule: messenger RNA, 1059 nt
Organism: Gekko japonicus
Lineage: Eukaryota; Metazoa; Chordata; Lepidosauria; Squamata; Gekkonidae
Product: chemokine-like receptor 1
Exons: 1
Coding region: 1-1059 (352 amino acids)
Biological process (GO): inflammatory response; phospholipase C-activating G protein-coupled receptor signaling pathway; complement receptor mediated signaling pathway
Cellular component (GO): plasma membrane
Molecular function (GO): complement receptor activity; N-formyl peptide receptor activity
Source: RefSeq, a predicted model, not a curated record